Molecule: messenger RNA, 1568 nt
Organism: Amphimedon queenslandica
Lineage: Eukaryota; Metazoa; Porifera; Demospongiae; Haplosclerida; Niphatidae
Product: chitobiosyldiphosphodolichol beta-mannosyltransferase-like
Exons: 15
Coding region: 24-1427 (467 amino acids)
Cellular component (GO): endoplasmic reticulum
Molecular function (GO): mannosyltransferase activity
Source: RefSeq, a predicted model, not a curated record
AUUAGAGUGCAGGUUCAGCCCUCAUGGCUGUGUUUGCUGUCCUCUUCUCUCUUGUUUUCUUUCCUCUCAUUCUCUUCGUGUCUGGGACCAUCCUCCUCAGUCUCAAGUGGAGGGAAGAGGAUGGAAAGAAGAGGGUACAGGUUGUAGUUUUGGGUGACAUCGGACGGAGCCCGCGCAUGCAGUAUCACUCACAUUCUCUCGCUCUUCAGGACUUUGAUGUGGACAUUAUCGGCUAUGGAGGCUCUCAGCUCAUUCCUUCUCUGUCCAAGAGUGCCAAGGUCAAUGUCUAUUACCUACCUGAUAUACCAGAGAGGAUUAACAGACUACCUUCUCUUCCUCGCUACAUUUCUAAAGUUUUAUUCCAAACGGUUACUCUGUUCUGGACUCUGAUCAAGAAGACGAAAAAACCAUCAAACGUUUUACUCCAGACUCCUCCUGCCAUACCAAGUCAGUUUGUCCUGAUUCUAGUGUCUUUGCUAAGAGGAAGCAAGCUAAUAGUCGACUAUCAUAAUUAUGCUUAUACGAUAAUGGCUCUCUCUCUUGGGGAAAAUCACAUCCUUGUGAAGCUUACCUGGAUAUACGAGAGAGUGAUGAGUUUCUUUGUCAGCGCUAGGUUGUGUGUAUCUGACGCUAUGAGAAAAGACCUUCGGAAGAACUGGGGAGUAAAUUCAUAUGUCAUGUAUGAUAGACCUCCUAAUAUAUUCCAAGUUGUAUCUACUGCUCAAAAACACGAGUUGUUUCUGAAGCUCUCACAAACCAUCCCAAUAUUUAAAGACAAUGGAAACGAAAAGAAUGUCUCAAGAACAGGGUUCAGCGAGAGUACCCCAACUGGCACUAGACUGAGAGAUGACAGACCAUUCCUUCUUGUCAGUAGCACCAGCUGGACAGAAGAUGAAGAUUUCAGUAUACUUCUAAAGGCACUUGAAAUAUAUGAAGAAAAAGCUAAAGAUCCUGGCAACAACCUCCCAACUAUUGUCUGCAUUAUAACUGGUAAAGGCCCUUUAAAGUCUUACUACGAGGACCUAAUUAAAAAGAAGUGCUUCAAACAAGUCAAUAUUAUCACGAUGUGGCUUUCUAGCGAAGACUAUCCAGUUCUUCUAGCAUCUGCUGAUCUUGGGGUCUGUUUGCACAAAUCUUCAUCAGGUCUUGAUCUUCCAAUGAAAAUUGUUGAUAUGUUUGGCUGUGGCCUUCCAGUCUGUGCUUUUCGCUUUGAAUGUCUUCACGAGUUACUUAAAGACGAACACAAUGGUUUGGCGUUUGACACCCACCAGCAGCUAGCAGGCCAGCUGCAGAGGCUCUGCAGCGGUUUCCCUUCACCUAAUACGUCUCUCAAUCGAUUUCGUGACAAUCUCGUGUCCUUUCACAGUCUAAGAUGGCACCAUUACUGGAAGUUGCAUGUUCUUCCUUUAGUAACUGGACACUUAUAAUUAUAAUAAUGAUGAUACUUAUCUUCUCAUUUUCUGAUAAUUGUUUUAGUUUUAUCCCUUCAUGAUAUUAGUGUUUUUGUCUUUUAUUUGAUUUUUCUUUUCAGCAGUAGAAAAAGAGUUUAUUUUUCUCUUAUUCUCUCA